AUGCUCCAGCGCGAAACCUCCCCCGGCGACGGCAUAGAAGCCGCGACCGGCGCGGUCGUCGGGGUGGUUGCUUCGCCGCUGCAGUCGAUUAUGAAGUCGUGCGACUGGGGGUAUUCAGGCAGCGACUUGUCGUGCAGUGUUACCGGAACGUGCGACAUGCGCGGCAUCCGACUCAUGGGCCGAGUGGGCAUGGAUGGCGUCGGAGGCGUUGUCGGCCAGACUGCAACGGGCAUUUGGCUGGCCCUUUGA
Molecule: messenger RNA, 249 nt
Organism: Pyricularia pennisetigena
Lineage: Eukaryota; Fungi; Ascomycota; Sordariomycetes; Magnaporthales; Pyriculariaceae
Exons: 1
Coding region: 1-249 (82 amino acids)
Source: RefSeq, a predicted model, not a curated record